AUGGGACCUGAAAAAAGAGCAGCAGCAGAACUGGAGACUCAGCCCCACUGUGCGGCACUCGCUGGAGUCCUCCACCUCUCACCUCUGCGGUCCUUUUCUGCCCUCUGUGGUCGUAGCCGUUGUGGAUCUGUAGUCCGCAGGCUCCUGCUCCAGACUCACCGCGUGGAGCUGCAGGUGGCGAUUCACCGGAUUCGAAUCACUCUAACCAGCCGCAGCGUGAAGUCGCUGGAGAAGGUGUGUGCUGACUUGAUCAGAGGAGCAAAGGAAAAGAAUCUGAAAGUGAAAGGACCGGCUCGAAUGCCGACGAAGACUUUGAGAAUCGCUACAAGAAAAGCACCUUGUGGUGAAGGUUCUAAAACAUGGGAUCGUUUCCAGAUGAGAAUCCACAGUCCUUCUGAGAUUGUUAAGCAGAUUACUUCCUUCAGUAUUGAGCCAGGAGUUGAGGUGGAAGUCACCAUUGCAGAUGCUUAAGUCAGUUAUUUUAAUAAAUUGAUUACCAGUUGUUAAAAAAAAAAAAAA
Saimiri boliviensis boliviensis (Bolivian squirrel monkey) is the source of this 519-nucleotide messenger RNA. The record is from RefSeq and is a predicted model, not a curated record. Lineage: Eukaryota; Metazoa; Chordata; Mammalia; Primates; Cebidae.